This is a messenger RNA of Styela clava, 2054 nucleotides long. Its product is annotated as methionine aminopeptidase 1D, mitochondrial-like. Gene Ontology annotation, biological process: proteolysis. The record is from RefSeq and is a predicted model, not a curated record. Gene Ontology annotation, molecular function: metalloaminopeptidase activity. Lineage: Eukaryota; Metazoa; Chordata; Ascidiacea; Stolidobranchia; Styelidae.
UAAGCAGUGACGGAUUUAUUUCGAGUGCCGUGUAAUUUACCCGUACACUCAUUAUUUGCUCGUUUUUUUUUUAUAUUAUUAGGAAUGAAUAAAAGCGUUUUAGUGCGUUUAGUUUUUGGGGACUAGUUGAAUAAUGAGUGAUGUUUAUAAAAAGGUUGAACAGUAUUCCUGGGAAAUAUGUUGCUAUUCAUUCACGAUGCAAGAGUGUAUUCAGCCUCUUAAGAAAUGAAAGUGCAAAAAAUGAUGUGGAUGCAAAUAUACGAUACCCAUAUCAAGUUGUACAACCGGGUCGCUUGUCACCAAUUAAGGCUGUUCCAGAGUUUAUUGCCAAGCCUGACUACCGGAAGACCACGUUACUUUUUACUAAUAGAGCAAGCUGUAUCGCCAUAAACAGUGAAGAAAUGAUUCGAAAGAUGAAGGAAACUUGCCUUCUAGCUAAACAUGUAUUACAAACAGCAUCCUCUGUGUUGGAGCCAGGUGUUGCCACAGAUUACAUCGAUGAAAUAGUUCACGCUGAGAUCAUAAAAUGUGGAGCUUAUCCUUCUACGUUGCAUUAUAAAGGUUAUCCAAAGUCCUGUUGCACAUCUGUAAAUAAUGUUGCAUGUCAUGGCAUUCCGGACGACACUAUUCUUCAAGAUGGAGACAUCAUUAAUAUAGACAUAACUGUUUUCUACCUCGGUUGUCAUGGAGAUACCUCUAAUACAUUCCAAAUAGGGGAUGUAGAUGAAACAGGUCUAGCCUUGAUAUCGAGCACCCGUGAAUGUCUAAAUCGUGCAAUUGAUAUUUGCAAGCCUGGUGCAAAAUUUUCCGACAUUCCUGAGGUUAUUGAACCUUUUGCUUUGGAAAAAGGUUUGAGCGUUUGUAAAAAAUUUGUUGGUCAUGGUAUUGGUCAACAUUUUCAUACACCUCCUAAUGUAUGGCAUGUGAAGACUCAUCGAGUUGAUAAACGGAGAAUGGAACCUGGUAUGAUAUUCACUAUCGAACCAAUUCUAAUGGAAGGUGAUACGAGGGUCAAGAUUUUGAGUGAUGGAUGGACAACAGUAUCAAGAGACAAUUUACGCUCUGCCCAAGCAGAACACACUGUAUUAAUAACACAAAGUGGACAUGAUAUUUUGACACUGUGAAAAUAAUAUUAAUGGUGCAAUAAAAAUUCUUCAAUGUUCCAAAUUGUCUGGAGAUUAGAUUGUGUUUUAACUCUAGAUCAGUAACUGGCAAACCUAAUGUACUCUCGGGCCAAAUAUUAAUUGCUGCCUAUAAACAAUCUGUUUCUGGUCUGCAUUUGGUCCUGAGGCCGCACUUUGCCGGCCACUGCACUAGAUCAUUAAAAAGUUCAUUCAAUAGAAUCUGAUAUCACCUUGUUCACAUAUUUAUUUAUUUUUUUCUUAUGAAUGUUAUUUAUCAAUUCUGUCACACAUCCUGAACUUAUAAUUGGUUUGUGAAUUGAGAUUGACUAGAAUCAGUAGAGUGUAAACUUGAUUUACCUUGUUCACAUAUUUAUUUAUUAUCUGAUGAAUGUUUAUUCAAUUGUUAUCAAUUCUGUCACACAUCCUGAACUUGUAAUUGGUUUGUGAACUGAGAUUGACUAGAGUCAGCAGAGUGUAAACUUGAUUUAUUUAUAAUAUGGAAUAUUCUGACUGUUUGAAAGUUGUAGUAUGUUGAUAACUAGAUUGAUAAUACCAUGAACUUGUUAACUAAAAAAAAACAUAAUGUUAUUUGCCUAUUCUUGCUGGUUUGUAUUCUCAGAAAAAUAUUGCUAGAACAGUAAAUGUGCUAUUGUUCAUAAAAUUUCAAUAUCUCCACAUGAAUGUACAAAUACUCAUAAAUCAAUUCAAGUUGCAUGAAGUUUUACACACAUGUUAUUUCUUCUCACUGCUACACAUAGAAUGUCUCUUUAUUAUUUGUGGUACUGUAAUAUUUGGUGUGACUGUGAAGUGCUAAGAAAUUUUGAAAAUGGAAUAAUUACCUAUUUCUAUUUGAUCAGGAGCACCUGCUGUUACAUCCUGUUAAAUGUUUUAACUCCAUAAUCUUAUUCACCAACUGAAUGUUAUCGUUGU